This is a messenger RNA of Lycium barbarum (goji berry), 1448 nucleotides long. Its product is annotated as two-component response regulator ARR2-like. Lineage: Eukaryota; Viridiplantae; Streptophyta; Magnoliopsida; Solanales; Solanaceae. The record is from RefSeq and is a predicted model, not a curated record. The transcript is spliced from 2 exons. Gene Ontology annotation, biological process: cytokinin-activated signaling pathway; phosphorelay signal transduction system. Gene Ontology annotation, molecular function: DNA binding; DNA-binding transcription factor activity. The coding region runs from base 1 to 981 and encodes 326 amino acids.
AUGUUAAGGAACUGCCACUAUGAAGUGACCAAGUGUAAUAGGGCUGAGAUUGCACUAUCGUUGCUCCGGGAAAACAAGAAUGGAUUUGACAUUGUUCUAAGUGAUGUACAUAUGCCAGACAUGGAUGGUUUCAAACUUCUUGAGCACAUUGGUUUGGAGAUGGACCUGCCUGUUAUAAUGAUGUCGGCGGAUGAUAGUAAGGAUGUGGUUAUGAAAGGAGUUACUCAUGGUGCAUAUGAUUAUCUAAUCAAACCGGUGCGGAUUGAGGCACUAAAGAAUAUUUGGCAGCAUGUUGUUCGUAAAAAUAAACAUGAGUGGAAGGAUAACAAUUUCGAUCAAUCAGGAAGUGUGGAAGAGGGAGAUCGGCAGCAGAAACCAUCAGAAGAUGUUGAUUACUCAUCUUCAGCUAAUGAAGGAAACUGGAAAAACUCUAAGAAAAGAAAGGAAGAGGAAGAAGACACUGAAGAUAGGGAUGAUCAAUCCACACUAAAGAAGCCACGUGUCGUUUGGUCAGUGGAGCUUCAUCAGCAAUUUGUACAAGCUGUGCAUCAACUUGGAAUUGACAAGGUCGUUCCCAAGAAAAUCUUGGAACUGAUGAAUGUUUCUGGACUAAACAGAGAAAAUGUUGCUAGCCACCAUCAGAAAUAUCGGUUGUAUCUCAGAAGGUUGAGUGGUGUAUCACAACACCAAAAUGGACUGAACAACUCUUUCAUGGGACGCCCAGACCUUUAUAGCAAGACCCAAAAACUUUCUUCAACACACAAUAGUGGACAAAACAGAAAUGCUCCUAUUGGGAAACCAAUGUACUCCAAUGGGGAAGAAACUGGACACUCUAAUCCUAUGGGUGGACAACAACUUAACUCUGUUGGUGGGAAUAUGCUUGCUGUUACAGCCGAAAGAUUUCCCGACGCAGACUAUCAGAAUACCAUUUUCCUGGAGCAAUUUGGACAGGAUGACCUCAUGAGUGCCUUCCUAAAAUAGCAAGGAAGUGUUGGACCAGUUGAAACUGAAUUUGGCUUCAAUGGAUACACGUUGGAUAAUCUUCCGGUUUAAGAUGUGAACAAAGCUUAGUUGUUGAUGUACCUGACAGUUUAAACAUAUAAUUUAAAGACACCAGUGUACAUAGUUGCUGUUACACCUGAAAAUUCCUGGUGAACCAAAAUGAAGGAGUCUCGGUUUUUUCUUCAGCUAGAAAACUUGGAUUGUGCUCUAAGAAGGCAGUAGCUGUUGGAUGGGAAGUAUGAAUAUCAGAUAGACCACAGAAGGGAAUAGACUUAGCUGUUUGAUAAUACUACUGCAUGGUGCGCCAAAGGCAAACAUGCAAAGUUUUUGCUGGUAUUAAUAGGUGAUUUUAGGAGAAUCACAUUUCUUGGGUGCAAACAUUAGGUGCAGGGAUUUUCAUAAACAGGACGGUCAAGUUCUAACUUCAAUAAUGCAAUCUUUUCCCU